GUAAGCGCCGCUAUACAUGUGCACAGGUAGGUAAGUCGGUAUUGACCGACUUGGCAUUUGUUAGCAUCACCGCAACGGAAUCGGGCGCUGGCGUCGCACGGCGCCUCGGCGCUGUGCUUCAGUCAGCGCCCGUACGUGAGUGGAAGCUAUGUCUUUUUCUGAAAGUGCUGCAGCUUACGCGGAAUCUAAUUGAUGGAAGUGAUCUGGUUUUUUUCCUUUGAUAGAAGUGCUGCAUGACUCGGGACGGGGGCCAACGGCAGUGAUGGCUUAGCGCCCAACGGGCGUGACGUCAUGGCCAGGGUGCGGGCGCGGCCGGUUAGAGGCUGGACCUGGGCCGUGUGGUUGGCGGGACUGUGCGCUCUGGCCACGGCAGAGGUGCCUCAAACAUGUCCCUCGAGAUCAGAAAUUGCGCCGUGCACCUGCCAGGUAAAAAAGAAUGGACUCGACAUUUUGUGCGAAUUCACCGAUCAGCAGCACAUCAGCGAUGCGAUGAGCGUUUUGAAAGGCAAGCCGCUGGUCAUCUUUUAUUUAAAGCUUCGCCAUAACAAUCUGCGCAAGUUGCCCGGUUUCGUGUUUCUCGGUCUGGAUAUCCAUCAUCUUACUAUUCAUAAUAGCAGCAUGUCCGUCGUCGAAGAGGCUUCUUUGAGUUCGAUAGGAAAAAUGUUGACCCAACUAGACGUCUCACAGAACAGUUUGACCCAAGUACCGUCAGCGGCUUACAAAAACCUGCACCACCUACUGAUAUUGAAUAUGAACCAUAACAAAAUUGGAAGUCUACACUCUAAAGCCUUCCAGGGAUUGGAUACUCUUGAAAUCCUCACAUUAUAUGAGAACAAAAUUACUAAUAUUGAUGCCGACGCUUUUGUCGGCCUGGAAAAAAAGCUGAAACGCCUUAACCUGGGAGGCAAUGGAUUAACGGCUGUUCCACAAAGAUCUUUAGGUAUACUAGACAUGCUGAAGAAGCUUGAGAUGCAAGAGAACAGGAUUACUGAAAUAAAAGAGGGAGAUUUCGAAGGUCUUAAGAACUUGGAUUCCUUAGGUUUGGCCCACAACAAACUCCGAACUGUCCCUUCUAGAGUCUUCUCCCAUCUCACGCUUCUGAAUUCUUUAGAAAUCGAUGGUAACAAUAUAGAUACCAUCGAUACAGAUGCCUUUGCUGGUUUAGAAGAAAACCUGCAAUAUCUCAGACUGGGAGAUAAUAAUAUUCAUACCAUACCAACGGAGGCACUUAAGCCGCUGCACCGGCUACGCCAUCUGGAUCUGAGAGCUAACAAUAUUUCAUUUAUUGCCGAGGAUGCUUUUGCCGGUUUCGGAGAUUCCAUUACUUUCCUUAAUUUGCAAAAAAAUGACAUAAAAUCCUUAAGUGGGAUGAUCUUUGAAAAUCUCAAUUCUUUGGAGACGUUGAAUUUGCAGAAUAAUAAAUUAAUGCAUGUCCCUGAAGAUGUAAUGGAACCGAUUUUGGAUACGUUGCGAGUUGUGGAUUUAAUGGAUAAUCCUCUUUUAUGCGAUUGUGAGCUUCAAUGGUAUAAAAAUUGGCUACGCAAUCUUAAAGACAAAGACGACGAGAUGAUGCAAAAAAAGCGAACCGUCUGUACCAUGCAGCACGAACACCGGGAGUAUAGUCUACAAAGUUUGCCUCUGGAUAAGAUGAAAUGCAAAAUUAAAUCUUACGAAAAUUCAGCUUAUAGUAGCGCCGAUACGCAAUUAGCUGUAUCAAAGGCUCCUCUAGUUCUUAGCUUAAUUGUCUUAGCUAGAGUUUUACUCGUGUCUAGUUAAAAAAAUGUAAUAUGAUAUUUGAUGUAAAAGAUUAGAUAUUUAGAAACUUUUUGAAUAGCAAAAGAGAACUUUGGAUGGUAAAAAGUAUUCGAAUAUGAUAGGUUUCAUAUAUUUCUUCGAAAUUAAAAAAAAUUAUCAAGAAACUUUGGCAGUUGUAAUUCAAUAUUUUAAUAUUAAUUAAAUAAAAGUAUCAUAUUUGAAUAAGAAUUUAUCACACAAAGUUUGAAUAUUUAAAACGUUACAAAGAAGUAAUAGAAUAUAGUUCAGAAUUUAAAUAUUUAAAGAAAAAAAACAUAUUUCUAUUUUAAAUUUGCAAUAUUUUGCAAAAUCAAGCACUAGAGCAUGUAAUUGCUUAAUAGAUAUACCUAAAUAAAUUAUGCUUAUUCGCGUUUUAGAAAAAUCUGUUUAAUGUGUAGUCUUAUUCAGAAAUAUUUAAAAACAUGUUUAAAAUAUUUAGCAAAAUGCUAAUAAUGUAGGAAGUUGCAUUCAAAAAUAAUAUAAUAAUAAAUAUGCAUUAAACAUAAAUAAAUAUUCUCUCGAAAAUUAACUCUCUAAUAUUUGCUAUCUAUAUAAAUAAAAUUUCAAUUUUCACUCUAUUAUUGUAUCUAAUUUUUUAAAUAUGUUUUUGAAUAUUUUUCUUUAAUAUCAAGUUUUUAAUGUAAGCAUGCAUUUUUAAAUAAUUCCAUCGCAAGUGAUUGUGUCUCUCAAUGAAAGUUUGAUAUUAAAUGUUUAGUCUUUAGAGUCUUUUAAAAACAUAUUAUCUCUUGUUCUCAAUAAUAUAUCUUGAUGUCUAGACAUGUAAGCGUAGUUAAAAGUUUAUUUUUUAUAUUAUUAUAUUAUUUGUUAAAUAACCAUUCGUUUAAAAAAAUCGCAUCCAAACUAAAGAUAUAGGUAUGUUCUUAAAAUAUUUGGAUUAGGCCUAUACAUAUCAAUAUGGGUAAAAAACACUACACUAAGUCAUAUCAGCAUAUGUGCCACCUUAAGAAAAUUUCCAAAGAUUUUGUUGGAUAAAAAGUUUUUGGAAAUAAGACGGGAGCAAAAUACAUAGCGCAAACGUUAGGUUAGUGAAAAAAUAUUUAACAAAAAAACUUGUGAGCUUCGAUAAGUCAUAUCGUUAUAUUGUAAGGAAAUUUUUGAAAUCGUAAUAUUAGUAAUUUUAAGAUACUUGAUCACAAAAAAAUAUUACCCAGUGCAAAUUUUUGCUCUACAUGUACCUUAAAAAAUAUAGAUCAGCAUAGAUUUAGGAAUCAUUUUUCAAUAAAUUCAAACUUACCAUUUCAAAUUUAAAGAUUCGUCAAAACUCAAAAGCAAUAUCUAUUUACAAAAAAUAUUAUUCUGAUCAAGCUAUUUUACAUAAAUACAUAUCAUUAAAAUAUACUAUUUACAUUAUAGACUAUCUGUGGUAAAAUAAAACAUAUCUUUUAGGCAUAAUAAUAUGUGGUGAAAAUUAUUUAAUGCAGUUUAGGCGGCCAUUUAAAAACAAAAAUGGCGACAGCCAAGACCACUUCGAGACAUAUCCGGGACGGGAAACCAAAAAAUGUUGCGUUGAGAUGUUUAAAGCUCAAGAGAAAAAUAUUUUUCUAAAUUUUCUAUUAGCAAAAAAAAGGUCGUUAUCGGCAUGUCAACGCAACUGUGGCACCUCGUACCCUCCCCAAAGUUUUCUACUAACUUUUACUUGUCUAUAAUAUUUAACCACACACACUUUCAUCUAUUGAUAUUUAUAGUUAGGAAAAUGGCUGUUGUGUAAUGUGUGUCAUUAUAUAUUUAUCCAGAUAAAUUAUCUAUAUAUUUGUUUCUGAAAUGUAAUAUCUCUAUUCUAUCCAUAAAUGUCAAGUCUAAAUAAAGAGCCCUAUGCUGACACUGACACUAUUUGUUUUAUUCACCUAAC
Molecule: messenger RNA, 3664 nt
Organism: Ceutorhynchus assimilis (cabbage seed weevil)
Lineage: Eukaryota; Metazoa; Arthropoda; Insecta; Coleoptera; Curculionidae
Source: the annotation of a GenBank genome assembly